AUGGCAACAGCGGCAGCAGCAGCAGCAGCGGUGGCACCAACAGAGGCAGCAGCAGCAGAAAUAGCUGUACCAGCUGUAGAAGCUGUAGCAGCAGCAGUGGCAUCGUCAAAAGCGUCGAAAGGCGAGAAAAUAUCGAGGCUGCUACACGCGUUACGGGCGGGACAUUUGGCGUCCCCAGAUUGUGGAGCUCAGCAACAGCAACCGCAACAACAACAGCAGCAGCCGCAGCAAGAGAUAAUUGACUCAGGUGAUAAUGAGUAG
Messenger RNA from Eimeria maxima, 261 nucleotides. RefSeq lists its product as hypothetical. The coding region runs from base 1 to 261 and encodes 86 amino acids. Lineage: Eukaryota; Apicomplexa; Conoidasida; Eucoccidiorida; Eimeriidae. The record is from RefSeq and is a predicted model, not a curated record. The transcript is spliced from 2 exons.